This is a messenger RNA of Sturnus vulgaris (Common starling), 1129 nucleotides long. It is a transcript of the gene SYF2, whose product is annotated as SYF2 pre-mRNA splicing factor. Gene Ontology annotation, cellular component: catalytic step 2 spliceosome; Prp19 complex; post-mRNA release spliceosomal complex. The record is from RefSeq and is a predicted model, not a curated record. Lineage: Eukaryota; Metazoa; Chordata; Aves; Passeriformes; Sturnidae.
AUGGCGAGAAAAUUCGCGGCGAGGCCACCGGUUCUACGGGAACAAACACAACGAAGGCGGCGGCUCCCGGCGCCCCGAACCUCGAAGUCCAGGAUCCAGCGGGGACGGCGGCACCUCCCGCCCGCUAGGCGGCGCCUGUCAGGCCCCGCCGGAAGCCGGAAGCACCGGAAGCACCGGAAGCGCCGGAAAUGCCGGAACACCGGAAGGCGGAAGCGCGGGCGGGGCGCGAUGGCGGCAUCGGUGUCGGCCCUCAGCAGUUUGGGGGUACCCGAGGAUGAUGUUGGGAGCGAGGAGGAGGAGGAGGAGGAAGAGGAGGCGGCAGAGCCCGGCCCGGCCGCGGCGGCGGCGGCGGAGCAGAGGAGGGAGGAGCGGCUGCGCCGGUUCCGGGAGCUGCACAUGAAGCGGUACGAGGCCUGCAAGCUCAACAGCCAGGAGGUGGUGGAGGAGGACAAGAGGCUGAAAUUGCCCCCGAACUGGGAAGCUAAAAAAGCUCGGCUGGAGUGGGAGCUGCAGGUGCAGGAGAAGAAGAAGGAAUGUGCAGCCAGGGGUGAGGACUAUGAGAGGGUGAAGCUGCUGGAGAUCAGCGCUGAGGAUGCUGAGAGGUGGGAGAGGAAGAAGAAGAAGAAAAAUCCCGACCUGGGGUUCUCAGAUUUCGCGGCGGCGCAGCUGCGCCAGUACCAGAGGCUGACCCGGCAGAUCAAACCCGACCUGGAGCACUACGAGAAGCUCAAGGAGCAAUAUGGGGAAGCUCUGUACCCCACCUCAGACAGCCUCCUGCACGGCACCCACGUGCCCACCAAGGACGGCGUGGACAGGAUGGUGGCAGACCUGGAGAAACAGAUCGAGAAAAGGGAGAAGUACAGCAGGAGGAGGCCCUACAACGACGACGCCGACAUCGACUACAUCAACGAGAGGAACGCCAAGUUCAACCAGAAAGCUGAGAGGUUCUACGGGAAAUACACGGCAGAGAUCAAACAGAACCUGGAGAGGGGCACGGCCGUGUGAGCCUGGGGGCAGAGCUCACACCAAACACAACCUGGGGGUUCUGUUCUGUGUGACCCUGGGGGCACAGCUCAAAUCAAAGAGCCUGGGGAGGGGCAGGGCUGUGGGAAUCUGCCUGGCACAGCUC